UUUUGGUUCAAUGUGAAACAGCAGGAGUUCUAAAAUACACAGAAGAAUAAGUGUGUAUAUAUAUACACAUAUGUACCAGAUAAUCCCAAAUUCGACGUUCCAUUGUUGCGGAAGGAAGAAGAAGAAGAUGGACAUUCAAGCUAAGAAGGGAUUUUUCGGUAACCGGAAACGGAGGAACAUAUGCAUAGUUCUUGGACUGACUCUAAUCUUGCUCAUACUAACAAUAGUGAUCUUAUCAUUCACCGUUUUCAAAGCCAAAGACCCCGUAAUCACCGUCGAUUCCGUCGCUCUAGAUUACCUCAGUGUGCACCUUGACAUUGCCAGAGUGACGGUGAAUAUCAACUUGACCGUCGCCGUCAAUCUCACUAUUGACAAUCCGAACAAAGUGGGCAUGAAGUACAACAACACCACGUCGACGUUGAUUUACAGAGGAGAGGAAGUGGGAGAGAUUCCGAUCCCUGCCGGCGAAGUAUCGGCGGAUGAAUCAGUUCAUAUGAGUGUACUUGUCACCGUCAUGGCCGACCGUUUCAUGUCAAAUUCUCAGGUUUUCAACGACGUCGUAGCGGGUUCGUUGUCUCUCAGCAGUUACACGAAAAUUACAGGGAAAGUUUCGAUCUUCAAGAUCUUCAAGGUUCAUGUGACCACGGUUUCGGAGUGUAGCUUCACUGUAUUUAUAUCCAACCGCACAACCAGCGACGAACAGUAUAGAAGGAGGGUGCAUUCGAAUCAAACUGGCUCGUUGUUCGGUUUACAUGAAUUGAGUUUCAAUGAAAGAAUGAUCAACUAAAACAUGAACACGGGCCCUGUAUAAAUGUUUACGAACAGCACCUAAAUACAGGAACUUGCAGGUCCCCUACCCCGCUACUGAUUUCGUGGUGUGUAACUGCAACCAAAAUCCUAACCCACCACCGCUACCUGCUCGCCCCACCACUAUAAUUUUUUUUUUUUUUCCAGGAAAGCAGAAGAUCCUCCAUAGAAGCUUCUCAUCUCACAACAUUUUUUUCUUCAAUGUGAAACACCAGGAGCUUUAAAAUAAUUAAUAAAAAAAUAACAGCUAUCUAUAAACACAUAAUCCCAAAAUUCAAGAUUCCAUUGUUGCUGGAAGAAGAAGAAGAAGAAGAAGAUGGACGUUGAAGCGAAGAAGCGACGUUUCGUCAGCCGGAAGUGGAGGAACAUAUGCAUAUGCCUUGGAUUCGCUCUAAUUUUGCUGACAGUUUUAAUGGUGAUCUUAGCAUUCACUGUAUUUAAAUCCAAAGACCCCGUAAUCACCGUCGAUUCCGUCGCUCUUAAUAAUCUCAACGUGCGGCUUGAUGUGACCAGAGUGGCAGUGAAUCUCAACUUGACCGUCUUCGUCAAUCUUACUGUCGAAAACCCGAACAAAGUCGGCAUGAAGUACAAGGACAGCGUGGCGGUGUUGACUUGCAGAGGAGAGCAAGUGGGUGAAAUUCCGAUUCCCGCUGGCGAAGUAUCGGCCGAUGAAACAGUUCGUAUGCUUUUAUAUCUCACCGUGAUGGCCGACCGGUUAGUGUCCAAUCCUCGAAUCUUUUCCGACGUCGUAUCGGGUUCGUUGCCUCUUAGCACUUACACCAAAAUUUCUGGAAAAGUCCCAAUCUUUAAUGCUUUCAAUGUUCAUGUGAUCUCUGUUUCCAACUGUAGCUUCACUGUCUAUAUAUCUAACCGUACAACCAGCGAAGAACUCUGUACCUAUAAGAAUAGCUUAUAAUAAAUUCAGCUUUAUGAAGCUUUACUUUAA
Messenger RNA from Mangifera indica (mango), 1753 nucleotides. RefSeq lists its product as uncharacterized. The transcript has 2 exons. Lineage: Eukaryota; Viridiplantae; Streptophyta; Magnoliopsida; Sapindales; Anacardiaceae. Bases 71 to 787 code for a protein of 238 amino acids. The record is from RefSeq and is a predicted model, not a curated record.